AUGGUCUCAAAGGCGAAUACGAAAACUCAGUUUGUGAGUAACUAUGGUAUAUUUCUCAAGGCGCUGAAGAUGCAAUCUGUAUUUGACGACAAAAACGACUUUUUGGAUGUCGUGUAUUGGUUUAGGCAAGUUUUUGCCAUUAUAGUCGGCGUUAUCUGGGGUGUAACCUCGUUUACGGGUUUUGUAGCAAUCCUCAUGUUUUUUGUAACAAACAUAUGCUUUGUCUAUGCAUACGCUGCAAUUUAUCAACGUGUUGAUGAGGAUGAAUAUGGUGGAUAUGGGGAGAUCAUUAAAGAAGGUUUAAUGACAGCUUUUGCGUGCUUUAUGUGCGAGCCCAUUGUUCUGAAAAGCAAUUCGCGCUUUCGCAUUCUUCUGGGUAAUUCUCCCGACACUACACAAUUUAAAAACCAGCCAAAUUCGAAACAGCUUUCUUUAAGAAGUGUGGUAGAGAAUAUCCUCUUUAAUUGUACAGCCGGGGACGUGUUCAAUGUAGAUAUAGAAUCCGUUGAGAGAGGCGAAAAACACAAAGAUCCUACAGAGUAUCAUCUAUCAUUACGCGUUGACUAUGUACUUGUUCCACCGAUCUGUGGCGAUCCUACUAUGAAUGUUAAUGCUAAAAUAUUAGAAUCAGAUUUAAGAGAAAAUACUACAGUUGAUUGGAAUCCUGAUUUAACAAUUCAAUGGUUAUAUCGAGCUUGGUAUUUAAAAGAAAGAGGUUCUUGGUUGGUAAAUCAUCAUUUGAAAUGUGUAACAUUACACUUGAACGAUUCAAAUAGUAAUAAUAACAGAGAGGAAUUAUUCAAAUACAUUUGGUCAUCAGCUUUUGCAUGUUAUUCCAGAGCUUUGCAGCUUGUUUCAUUAGCUUAUUGGGCUGAAAAAACAUGUGUAAAUGAUGUUUUACCAAUGGGAACUGACGAAAAUGGAUCUGAUUGUACAAAAAAUAAAACUAGCACAAAUAGUAAUAUACACUGGAUUCAAGUGGUAUCAGGUGAAAAAUCCAUAACUUGUAAUAAUGGUGAAAAAUUGAACAGUUCAGACUACAAAGAUUGGGAUCGUUUUGGGGAUAUUGAUCAGAAAACUAUGUUUCCAUUACAAUGUAAACCUUUACGCUUGAUGUUUAUCCUCCUUUCAAAUGUUGCUUUAUGUCAAUUGAAAGUUGGAUCUAAUGAAUAUUGUGCUAGAAAUUGUUCACAUGCUUUAUAUCUUCUUUCAUGUCAAAUAGAUUCUUCUAUAUAUUCAUCAACUAAUGAUUAUUAUCAUCAAGAUAUCAUUAAUACAUCAUUAUUUUCACAAGAAAAACUUCAAUUCUAUUGGGAUAAUUUUGAAAUAUCUUAUCAAGAUAUACAUAAAGUACUAUUUCGUCGUGCUCAAUCUUAUUUUAAUCAAGGUAAAAUGGAUGAAGCUAAAUUUGAUUUGGAAAUCUGCGUUGAAUUAAUGAAAAGUCAGUUAUUAGCAUUGCAAAAUAAAGACCAUAAGGAGAAGACUAUAGAAAGUAAUAAUAAUAAUAAUAAUAAUAAUAAUAAUAAUAAUAAUAAUAAUAAUAAUAAUGAAGAACAAGAUAAGGAGGAAAAGGAUACGGAGAGCAACAACAAUUGUAAACAAAUUAAAACAGCUUUACAGGCUAGUGAAAACCUUUUAGUCAAAGUGAUUGAUCGUAUAAAACGUGAUCAAGAUGAGUUACUGUCUCGUAUUAGGAAACGAACACAUGUAAAUGAAUGAAACGAUAUGUUUUAUUGUAUGUUUUAUAAGUUUUAUUUAUUCAGUGAAUAAUUCUACUUCAUAUAUUAUUAAAGAAAUCAUCUUCGUAUCAGUUGUUUGAUAAUUUGCAUCAUAGAUUCAUUCAAAGCUUUAUCCAGGUUUUUCAAAACAAUCAAAUAAGCAACAUUGAGGUUAGAUACAUAUUUACUAGGUACCAAUAAUGAUAUAUCGAUUGGUGAAGCUGUGCAACUUCAUUGGUUAAGAUGGCUAUGACAUACAUUAUAUUUCCUCGUCUUCUGCCUACCCCAAAGUGCAAUGAUGACUAUCUUGGGAUCAUUUUGGAUAAAAGCUGGGUGCGGAAAAACUAAAAUGUUCCAUCAGUUUAUCAAAUAAUUGUCUGUUACUCUGAGGUAUUUUGGUUGAUAGAAACGUUUUGUUUGAAAUCCUUCAGAUAACUGGUGUCAGUAGUUGGAAACAUUUGUUGACAUGGCUUAGAGUUAUUUACCGUAGUUUAGUUGGAUUUACUUUAUCUCCCCAUAAAUCUUGAGUUUUAAAGCAAGUAUAUAAAUUGUAUUCCUUUAUUUCAUCCCUUCUUUUCGAAAUAAAUUCUAUAUAUAUUUAGUCUUGCUGUAACUGAUACUGCUACUACUUCCACUUCUUUGAUACCCUGUUAAUUUCAUUGCUUUGUACUAGUGUGAGAUGUGAUAACGGUAACCUAUACACAUCUGUACCACAUUCUACGUUGAUUACGAUGGACUGACUGACUGAUAUCUUACGAUCACUGGAAACAAAGUAGGUGGAGUAGAAUUCUUAUCCAAUCAUCGUAAGUUGAUUGGUUUAAUUAUCAAGAUAUUGUUAUACUAAUAAUAUGACCCUAGUAAGCAUAAGAAGUAUCUUAAUAUGAUAGUUAGUUUAUUCAUGCUUUCUUUGUAAAUUCAUUAUUAUUGAGAUUAGAAAGAAAUACCAUUUUUCAAAGAGAAUUUUCACUUCAAACCUUCGCUACCUACCUGGUCAUUUUUUAUCUUAAGACCGAGUUGUUAUAACGCUCGGUUUUGCUUCGUCUGAUGUUAUAACGGUUGGAUUUGCACGUUUACACGUAUGGGACGUUAAUUUACCUUAAACACAUAUCUACACUAGAUUCCCCGUCGCUGUCUAUUCUACAGGACUUUAACACAACUCAGAUCAAGAACACGUGAUUAGCCUGACCACAACGUAAAUAUAUUUCCACACUAAAAACCCAAUAAGAUCCAACAACAAUGAAUAGCCAAUAAUAAGUGAGUCAUAAUAAUAAGGAUAGGGGAAUAUAUAACUCAUCUGACACCUGUCAGACAAUCUACAUGUCUGACUAAGCAAACAACCAAUCAUUCUCGCCCACACAUCACGGAUACAACAGUUUGAAAUGAAUUGCAGUCCAUUGUCGGUUUCUAACCUAUUAACUUUGUUGAGUCAGGAAAUAUCAAUUCUCUGAGAACUCAGUAUACAUGCUUAUAAUAACGUGCAACACUUUUAUCUCUUCCUUGGUAGAAAUAACUUCAGUAAAAGAUUUCACUGAUUAUUAUUUUCUAUAUUCAGUUUGUUUAUUGUUCUUCCUCUCCCCCCCCCCUAUUUCUUUCUUAAAUAUACACUUCAUUGUCCAAUUAUUUAAACACUUCUUAUUACGUAAUCUUGUAACUUUUUAUGAGUGUUAUUGACCUAUAUCCUAUUAUGAAACAUUAAUUCAAGUCUUUAUUAUUCUUAUCACAACUAGUACACCUUUCAUUACAUGAUCAACUUGUACUCUUUACUUAUUAUGUUUAGUUAUGUAAUGUAUUCCACUGUUAUCAAUGUCUCAUAAACUGCCUUAAUUAAUUUAAUAAUUUCGUUUAUGCAUAUCAAUACAUUACUGUAUGUUAGUCUA
Molecule: messenger RNA, 3595 nt
Organism: Schistosoma intercalatum
Lineage: Eukaryota; Metazoa; Platyhelminthes; Trematoda; Strigeidida; Schistosomatidae
Source: the annotation of a GenBank genome assembly